UGAUGUUACGAACUAACAUCAUACUUUCUCUAGUAAUUCUUGGGCUAGUUGAAGCAGCUCAUAUUCCACAAAAUUACUCCAGUUUUAAUAAACGCAUUUUAAACGGUGAAAAUGUCGAUAUAAAAGAUGCCAAAUUCUUCACCUUUUUCAUUUGCUCCAACGUUGCUUGUGGUGCAACCUUAGUUAGUCCAACAAGAGUGAUAACAGCAGCUCAUUGUGUAGUUAAUUGUAACGUUAAUGAUGCAAAACUGUACAUGGGUAUGAAUUCAAGAGAUGAUAUAAACUCCGGUCGAGCAGAUAUCUACAAAGCUUCUAAUUUGUACCUUUAUCCCGAUUACAAUCAAAAACCAAACAAAUUCUAUUAUGAUGUAGCUGUGUUCUACAUAAACGGAGUUGUUCGGCAAACUGAUAAAGUUGCCCCUAUCGCAGUUUCUGCCGAAAAACCAAAUUUAGGAAUAAACAUAUCAUGCUAUGGAUAUGGCGCAACUUCCGUCGGCGGCCCUGGUUCAAACAAUCUAAAGAAGGCUGUAAUGAAAACUACGCGUUAUGAAAAUAAUUUGAUUGCUACUGAUGCACGACAAAACAGCGUUUUACCAGGUGAUAGCGGUGGUCCUUGCGUUUACAACAACAAGUUUAUAGGUGAUAUAUCGGGUCUUGUUCAAGAUGGCAAUGGUAAUCCUACGGAAAAUCUCGCAACGUUAUCUUCAGCUCCGGAAAUUUCGAAUUUCCUUCGCAGUCAUGGAAUUAAUUUUUGAUGAUGUUAUUCGAAAUAAAGAGAAUAAAUAAAAUUACUUAAAA
This is a messenger RNA of Onthophagus taurus, 798 nucleotides long. It is a transcript of the gene Ctlp-5c, whose product is annotated as chymotrypsin-like proteinase 5C. Gene Ontology annotation, molecular function: serine-type endopeptidase activity. The record is from RefSeq and is a predicted model, not a curated record. NCBI's taxonomy places the organism in Eukaryota, Metazoa, Arthropoda, Insecta, Coleoptera, Scarabaeidae. Gene Ontology annotation, biological process: proteolysis.